GGGAAGAUGCACACUGUCCCCUACAUCAUCAGCCAGACCAAGCACGAGUUCUUUUGGAAAGCGUACUCCAUCCUGCAGAACCAAACCCUGACCGACAGAAUGAACUCGCAAUUCGAGCAAGCUGCUCCAUUCUCUUUCCUACUGCCAGAGGAAAACAUCCAGACGGUCGCGAAGACAUUAAAGGAGAAGUACCUCCAGAACAAACCGCUGGUCAACGAUGAAGCCAGCGCUAAAAACCUCAGGACACUGUAUGGAGACUCUGUUGUUGGAUUUGGGGUGCACAGAUUGGCAAACCUGAUGUGCCUCCAUUCAAAGCACCCUGUGUACUACUACCAGUUCAGCUACAUUGGCAACAACAGCCACUACCAGGACCCGAAGACUGGAAAACCGUUAGGUGCUGCUCACCACGACGACAUGAUCUACGUGUUCUCUCUCAGCUACCAAUUCCCUCUGAUUGAGCCCUCCAGCCCCCACUCUCACAAGGUGGACGAGCUGACUGCCAUCUGGUACAACUUCGCCAGAUACGGGGACCCUAACCCGCGACCUGACACGCCCGAGCUGGGCUCAUUAUCCUGGCCGGUCAUGAAGCCUGACCAGAGGAAGUAUUUGGACUUUGGAGACAAGCUGACGAUCCAGGAGAACAUGUCUGAAGACCGAUUUAAAAUAUGGGAGGAACUUUAUCCCAUCAUAUAUUAAAUAGGUUUUUAAACGCGAGCUUUU
Manduca sexta (tobacco hornworm) is the source of this 720-nucleotide messenger RNA. Its product is annotated as esterase E4-like. The record is from RefSeq and is a predicted model, not a curated record. The transcript has 5 exons. The coding region runs from base 7 to 696 and encodes 229 amino acids. Lineage: Eukaryota; Metazoa; Arthropoda; Insecta; Lepidoptera; Sphingidae.